AAAAAAAACAUUAGAGUUUAGUUCCUGCCUGAUGACGUAGUGCUGCCCUCACCUUGGCAACCAGGAAGUGAUUGACACACACCCAGAGGAGGAAACCGAAACACACUUUACUCAACUCUUACCGGUUCAGGUCAACGCAGCCUGGGAUGUUGAAAUGAAGUUUGAUGAAAAAGUUGCCACCACCUAUUUUGAAUCUAGCGCCUCACCUGUGGACAAAGAAGGCUACCUCCACAAGAAGGGCGAGAUAAAGACUUCCUAUCAGAAGCGCUGGUGCGUGCUGAAGGGGAACCUCCUCUUCUACAAGGACCGGCCGGCCGACCGGGACGUGACGGGAGUGAUUGUUCUGGAGGGUUGCACCGUCCAGCUGUGCGAGUCCGAGGAGCAGUUUGCCUUCUCGCUGGUGUGGAGCGAGCCGGGACUGCGGACGUACAAGUUUGCUGCCGAGGACCAGGAGAGUCUGGAGAGCUGGAUCAAAGCCCUAUUGUCAGCCAACCACAGCUACCUGGCCGUGCUGGUGAUGGAUCUGGAGAAGAAGUACAAAGAUGCAUUAGGCGAGUUCCCCAGUAAACCAGGCAACCCUUUCGUCAUGCCAAAUUUCAACACAGCAGAAGCAGGAUAUCCUGCAGCCUUCCAGAGCACACGGUCUUCAACGCCACCGGCGUAUCCAGCAGCAGCAGCAGCUGUGGCGGCAGGAAUCAGUCUGAGCUCCAAUCAGAUGCUCCUAACUCCGACCACUCCGUCCAAGUCAGCCAGUAAGAGAUCACCCAAACUCUGGCCCAAGAGGAGCGCCAACGUGGUGCCCGUUAACACUCCUGCUCCGCAUUUGGGGGAGUGGUCCGGGCUGUGUCUAAGCACCAAGGAGGAGUUCACCAAAUUGCAUGAAGAUUAUGGAAAAGAGGUGAAGGAACUGAUUGCUGAUUGGUCAAAGAGGGGACGAGGUGAGGAAGCUGUCGAGGGCGGAAACUUAAUAGAUUUUGGAUAAAAAGGGGGAAGUGUAUACGACUUCAUUUUACCUGCGGUUGCAUUGCAAAGCUAUUUUGUAAAUAGGAAUUUGAGCUACAACAAUUAUUAUUGGGAUAUAUUUGUAUAUAUUUGUUGUUCAAGAACAUACUGUUUAUUUUUUACUCAUGCCAUAGAGUCAAUAAAUGAUCUCAUGCUUUAUUGA
Sebastes umbrosus (honeycomb rockfish) is the source of this 1165-nucleotide messenger RNA. Its product is annotated as sesquipedalian-1-like. NCBI's taxonomy places the organism in Eukaryota, Metazoa, Chordata, Actinopteri, Perciformes, Sebastidae. The transcript has 4 exons. The coding region runs from base 155 to 982 and encodes 275 amino acids. Gene Ontology annotation, cellular component: early endosome; trans-Golgi network; recycling endosome. Gene Ontology annotation, biological process: endosome organization; receptor recycling; retrograde transport, endosome to Golgi. The record is from RefSeq and is a predicted model, not a curated record.